AACUACAAGAACAGCCGGCGGGCCGCGCGCGGCUCGCGGCACUUGGGCUCUGCGCUCCUCCCUCCCGCAGCGCCUGCUCCGUGCGUCGGCCGCCAGGGUCCCGCGCAGCCCGGGAGCGGCGGGCGCCUUGCACGCUCUGCCGCCGACGGAUCCGGACCGGAGCCGCAAUGCCGGGCAACUCGAGACAGGCGGGCUCGGCCCUGCUCUCCCAGCAGGAAGACCAGGAGAAUGUCAACCCCGAAAAAGUGGCGCCAGCCCAGCAGCCGCGGGCGCAGGCGGUGCUGAAGGCCGGGAAGGUGCGGGGACCGGCGCCGCAGCAGAGGCUCAAGACUCGGCGGGUUGCGCCUCUUAAGGACCUUCCUAUAAACGAUGAGCACGUCCCUACUGUUCCUUCAUGGAAAGCAGUCAGUAAACAGCCUGCCUUCACCAUUCAUGUGGAUGAAGCUGAAGAGACUCAGAAGAGGCCAGCUGAGCAAAAAGAAACUCAGUGUGAAGAUGCCCUGGCUUUUAGUGCCGCUGUCUCUUUACCCGGAGCCAGAAAACCACUGGUACCUCUUGAUUAUCCAAUGGAUGGUAGUUUUGGUCAGACACAUGGAAGGCAGAAUAGCUGCUAUAGACAGCUCUGCCGGUGCUAUGAUCUCACUGUGGAGACCAGAGAUGUUGAAUCACCCCAUGCUAUGGAUAUAUCUAUUGUCUUAGAAGACGAAAAGCCAGUGAAUGUUAAUGAAGUACCUGACUAUCAUGAAGAUAUUCACACGUACCUUAGGGAAAUGGAGGUUAAAUGUAAACCUAAAGUGAGUUAUAUGAAGAGGCAGCCAGACAUCACUAACAGUAUGCGGGCCAUCCUUGUGGACUGGCUAGUUGAAGUGGGAGAAGAAUAUAAACUACAGAAUGAGACCCUGCAUUUGGCUGUGAACUACAUUGAUAGAUUCCUCUCCUCCAUGUCUGUGUUAAGAGGAAAGCUUCAGCUUGUGGGCACAGCUGCUAUGCUGCUAGCUUCAAAGUUUGAAGAAAUAUACCCCCCAGAAGUAGCAGAGUUUGUGUAUAUUACGGACGAUACCUAUUCCAAGAAGCAGGUUCUGAGAAUGGAGCACCUUGUAUUGAAAGUCCUUGCUUUUGACUUGGCUGCACCAACAGUAAAUCAGUUCCUUACCCAGUACUUCCUGCACCUGCAGCCUGCCAACUGCAAGGUAGAAAGCUUAGCGAUGUUUUUGGGAGAGUUAAGUUUGAUAGAUGCUGACCCAUACCUCAAGUAUUUGCCAUCGCUUAUUGCUGGAGCUGCCUUCCACUUAGCUCUCUACACAGUCACAGGACAAAGCUGGCCUGAGUCAUUGGUACAAAAGACUGGAUAUACCCUAGAAAGUCUUAAGCCUUGUCUCAUGGACCUUCACCAGACCUACCUCAAAGCACCACAGCAUGCCCAACAGUCAAUAAGGGAAAAGUACAAGCAUUCAAAAUAUCACAGUGUUUCUCUUCUCAACCCACCAGAGACACUAAAUGUGUGAGAGUGAAAGACUGAAAUGGAAAUCGCUCAGAGUUCAUGCUGUACAGUUUUUAUCUUUGGUUUUAAUUUCACAAUCAUUUCUGAAUGUAGAUGGUAUAGCCACAGACAAAUUAUGUUAUCCAUUACUUUUAAAAUGGUUUUAAUUUGUAUAUCUUUUGUACAUGUGUCUAUCUUAGAUUUUGGCUAAUUUUUAAUUGGUUUGUUAACAUUGGUGCUGCCAACUGUCAAGAUAAUAAGAAUAAAUUGAUUUGGAAAUCUUUGAAA
Molecule: messenger RNA, 1768 nt
Organism: Rattus norvegicus (Norway rat)
Lineage: Eukaryota; Metazoa; Chordata; Mammalia; Rodentia; Muridae
Gene: Ccna2
Product: cyclin A2
Biological process (GO): regulation of DNA replication; mitotic cell cycle phase transition; Ras protein signal transduction
Cellular component (GO): nucleoplasm; cytosol; female pronucleus
Molecular function (GO): protein domain specific binding; cyclin-dependent protein serine/threonine kinase regulator activity; protein kinase binding
Source: RefSeq, a predicted model, not a curated record